Molecule: messenger RNA, 1487 nt
Organism: Otolemur garnettii (small-eared galago)
Lineage: Eukaryota; Metazoa; Chordata; Mammalia; Primates; Galagidae
Gene: CUNH6orf120
Product: chromosome unknown C6orf120 homolog
Exons: 2
Coding region: 113-688 (191 amino acids)
Source: RefSeq, a predicted model, not a curated record
CUCCUCCGGCCUGGCCGGGGCCGGCUGCUGAUGUGCCUGGCGCCGCGUGGCGCUCUGCGGGCGGCGGUGAGCGCUGACGGGUCGGGAAUCCAUGAGCUGAGAGCCGCCAGCCAUGGCCGCUCCCCGGAGGCCGGCGGCUCCCUGGGGGAGAGCAGUGCUGGUGCUGCUGGCAUCGCAAGCCGUGUCCCUAGCGAACUGCUUUGAAGAGGAGGACGUUCCAGAAGAAUGGCUCCUUCUGCAUGUUGUUCAGGGUCAGAUAGGAGCCGGGAAUUACAGUUACUUGAGGUUAAAUCAUGAGGGAAAGAUCGUUCUUAAGAUGCAGAGCUUGAAAGGAGACGCAGACCUGUACGUGUCUGACAGCACCCUCCAUCCGAGUUUCGAUGACUACGAGUUACAGUCCGUCACUUGUGGCCAGGAUGUUGUUUUUAUACCAGCACAUUUCCAGCGUCCCGUGGGAAUAGGCAUCUAUGGACACCCCUCUCACCAUGAGAGCGAAUUUGAAAUGAAAGUGUAUUAUGAUAGAACAAUCGAACAGUACCCAUUUGGUGAGCCUGCUUAUUCCUCAGAGGGUGCAGACCCAGGUCAGAAGCAUCCUUAUGCUCCUGAAGACGCAUCUCAAGAAGAGGAGUCUGUUCUUUGGACAAUAUUAAUUAGUAUUUUGAAACUGGUCCUUGAAAUUCUUUUCUGAGUCAUUAAGCAUAGUCUUUAGUAUAAUACCCCUAAUCUGUGAAGUUGAUUGCAGUUUGCUGUGAACCUUGCUACUUUCACCUGGUUGAAGUUCUGAUUACCUUUUUUUAGUCCAGGAAUGGAAAAAUAAAGCCAUAUAUGGUUUUGUUACCUCAGUUAUCCCAAAAACCAAAAAUUGGAAAAGCAGCAAGCAUAGUAUUUUCAAGAUCAGAACUCCUAUAAAAGGAAUAUGCACAAUAAAAUGUUUAAACUCCAUUUUGAUAGCUUGUCAGGUGAUGAAAGAUUAUUAGUGACUUAGGUUUAUUAUAUAAAAAAAAAAAAUAGAACCACCUUUCAUGCAGUUAACACAGAUUAAAAAGUUGAUAAUGUUAUAAUUUUACUUUAGAGGUUCUAAAGGAAGUUCAAUGUGUAAGCUCACAAGAGUCACUGAAAUCAAGUCAGAAAUGUUAAUGAUUUAUUUAUACUUUCCUGAACUGAAGCCCCAAGCCUAUACCCUAACUAGGGAUGGUACUUUUAUCUAAACAGCAUUUCCUGGCAGGCAUUUACGAACUUUUUGGUCCUGUACCAAUAAUGACAAUUCUAAAUCCACCUACACCAAAUCUUAAUAGUCCCUUUGUCAUUUUAAUCUUGGGCUACCUAUAAAUUAAACUUGUUUAGUUAUUUUUAAUAACUUUGUUAUGCUACCUAUGGUAGACUGGAAAAAAUGAUGCAUAUUAAGAAAGUUUCAUGAGAAUAACAGUAACCUCUCAGUCUACCAGAAGAAUAUGUAAGUAUUUCUAAUUAUUGUUAAAUAUUUCCAC